Molecule: messenger RNA, 2293 nt
Organism: Labrus bergylta (ballan wrasse)
Lineage: Eukaryota; Metazoa; Chordata; Actinopteri; Labriformes; Labridae
Gene: lypla2
Product: lysophospholipase 2
Biological process (GO): protein depalmitoylation
Cellular component (GO): cytoplasm
Molecular function (GO): palmitoyl-(protein) hydrolase activity; carboxylic ester hydrolase activity
Source: RefSeq, a predicted model, not a curated record
GCCCCCUGCUUGUGUGCGGCCAGUAGCGGAAGUUCCGUUCCGUCGAGAACUGGGACAGCAAGCGCAUCUUCUACAGUGUAUGUGUGGCAACAACAUGUCUGUGCCGCUGCUCACCGAGGCUGUGACGGUGUCUGCCAAGGAGAAGGAGACUGCAGUGGUGAUCUUCCUUCAUGGACUGGGAGACACAGGGCAUGGAUGGGCGGAAACUCUGAUGGAGAUUCAGCCGUCUCAUGUCAAGUUCAUCUGCCCCCACGCGCCCUCAAUCCCCGUUACUCUCAACAUGAAGGCGAUGAUGCCCGCUUGGUUUGACCUCAUGGGCCUCAAACCCGACAUCCCAGAGGACGAGUCUGGAAUCAAGAGGGCAGCGGACAACAUCAAGGCGAUAAUCGAACAUGAGGCCAAAAAUGGGAUUCCCCCGCACCGCAUCAUUCUCGGUGGCUUCUCUCAGGGUGGGGCUUUGUCCUUGUAUACCGCCUUGACCUGUCAGCAUCAGUUGGCUGGUGUUGUGGCCCUCAGCUGCUGGUUACCACUUCACAGGAGUUUCCCAUCGGCGUCAAGCGGCAACAAGAACAUCCCGAUCCUGCAGUGCCACGGCGAGAAUGACUGCAUGAUCCCGCCGCACUUUGGUGUCAUGACACACGAGAAACUCAGAUUGAUAGUCAACCCCGAUCUGGUCAACUUCAAAACGUAUCCAGACCUCUCUCACAGCUCCUGUCCUCAGGAGAUGGUGGCUGUACGGGAAUUUAUCGACAAGUAUUUGCCCCGAAUCUGACCUCACCUCAUCUCAUCCCAUCCCCCACUGUGACCCUCUGAGACACUGACCUCUCACCCCUGAUCUGCCGCUCUCCCACAGGAAACAGCCAUGAGCACCCCAACAACCCCAUCUUCUACACACGUCGACAACACACACACACACACACACACACACACACACACACACACACACACACACACACACACAUAAUCAAGAUAAUUUGAUCCACACCGCUUUAACCUGCAGAUUCGAUCAAACAAACACACAGAUCUGAUUUUAAAAUAAACAUACCCAAGUGCUCGCACUCACAAGUCUUAGCCUCUCAGAGGGAGAGACGCUGACUCACACAAACAACAUUCCCUUUGCUUUGAGUUUACUUCUGUGUGUCACCUCUCCACUUGUUCCCAAUGUUGCUUCCCUUUCUUUGAGCCGUUUUACUCUCCAUUACUUUGUUUCCCUUUUUUCAUUGCUCUGUCAUAAGCGAGAGAUUUUGGUGGAAACCGAAGAGUAAAAUUGAGUCGAUUAGGGAUGCACCAAUCUGGCUUUUUCUUUUUUUUUUUUUUACUCUCUUAAUUGAUUCCUCUGGAUUUGGGUAUCAACAAAUUCAAAAUGUACUCCUUACAUUAUGACUAUUAAAUGGGGGAAGUUGGUUAGUCAGUGGGUUUUGUUGUAUUUAGCAGUGUGAGGCCGUUAUUCAGAGAGGAUAGGUAUUGAUCAUGUUGGCAGUGUGAGCAUUAAAAACCUCCAAACAAAUGACACUUUUGGCUUUCUUCUUCCUUUAACCAAAAUGGACAAUAUUAAAGCAGCAUGAUACACGAUGAUUAUGUCCUUAACAUGGAGUAGAUACCCCCAUGUUAGACUCAAUUUACACAAUACCCAAUUGAAGUAGGUAUGGGACAGAUUGUGCAUCCCUACUAUCACUGCAGUCAGACUGGAUCUCACUUCAUGUCCGUCAGGGCAGGAAUUAUUUGCUUAUUUGGCUCAAAUUGACCGACUUCCUUUAGUUUGCACGGAUUGAAAUGUGAUUGAUAAAAUCCUGAGACUCUCCGGAGUGCAGACACUUACAGAAAAAUGCUGAAAUUGAUCAUUCUGGAAAUAUUGGAUUUUUUUAGUGUCUGAGGCGACCGACAGUAACGUUGUGUAAUGUUUUGAUAAAAGGCUGCGUCAUUUACAACUUGACAAAGGGCAUCCUGGGAGCUAAGCUACAUCCUGCAGUUUAUAUAUCCAUUUAAGCCGAAGCAAUUUCCUGUCUCCUGCAUCAUCCGAUUUCUCUGGGUGAAAUUCAGUCCGACUGUGACUCCACUCAGAGCCGGCCUCUCUUGUAGUGAGUGCUGGUUUCUCACCAAACUCUUCCACCUCGCUGUAACAUCCCCCUGCAGGGGCCAUGCAUCAGCAGCUUAACCUUUGAACGUCCCCUUUUUUUUUUUUCUAACAAACAAAAAGGAGGCCCUACAUUACUGUUUAACUUCAAGUGUGAUGAAGCAUCUUGGAAAAUAUGAAAUUAAAUCCAAUUGAAAUAAAAGAAAACUAACCAAUUGA